This is a messenger RNA of Ceratosolen solmsi marchali, 1323 nucleotides long. It is a transcript of the gene mRpL38, whose product is annotated as mitochondrial ribosomal protein L38. Lineage: Eukaryota; Metazoa; Arthropoda; Insecta; Hymenoptera; Agaonidae. The record is from RefSeq and is a predicted model, not a curated record. The coding region runs from base 110 to 1303 and encodes 397 amino acids. The transcript is spliced from 6 exons. Gene Ontology annotation, cellular component: mitochondrial large ribosomal subunit.
UCCAUGUUUAUAAUCGUUGAUUUUCACGAAUGAAGAGUUGAACUUUAAUUGUUAAAUACUUAAAAUAAUUUCGUCUAUAAUUUUAAUGAAUCGAUGAGAUCGGAUAAUAAUGGCCAGUCGAAUAUUUAAAUUGCUUUCUACGACUUCAGUAAACUCGAUUCAAGUUCGACAUAAAUUUUCCAGAGGAAAGCCUCCAACUUUAGCUCGGAGUCUAAAACAGCGCAUUGCAGAAUUAGAGCAUAAAGACCCGGCGGUUCAUUACCAAGUGAAUAUUGGAUUUAAGCUUAGUAAUUAUGUCGACAAAGAUUAUAAAGCAGCGUAUAAAAAAUUAGUAAAAGAGAAUUUGCAUAAUACUGAUUUGGAGAAGCUUGCGUAUGCCAAUAAGAUAAAUGUUGAUUUAGAUGAAUCUAAGCAGAUUUGGCUAGAUACAACUGCUCCUUAUCAAAUUUAUAAUGUUGCAAACUAUUAUGGCAUUUAUAAAGAUUUAUAUGGAGAUGCUUAUUUUUAUCCUAUAAUUCCAUUAACCGUUGAUUACUUAUAUAGCAAUGAUAUUGUACCAAGAGUUCAUAGAGGAAAUAUAAUUCAAUCAUAUUUAGCAAAAGAGGCGCCCAGUGUAAAAUACUUUUCUAAUCCAAAUUCUUUGUGGACACUACUUUGUACAACACCCGAUGGCAAUUUUUCUGAUCCAAACAUAGAAUAUUGUCAUUGGUUUGUCGGUAACAUACCUGGGAAUGAUGUAGCUAAUGGCGAACAAAUAAUAGAUUAUUUAAGGCCAAUUCCAGCACAGGGAAUAGGAUUCUGUAGAUACAUUUUCGUAUUAUAUAAACAGAAUACGAAACUGGACUUUUCCGAAUACAAAAAGGAACAACCAUGUUUAAAUUUAGUCGAUCGAAAUUGGAAGACCUAUGAUUUUAUGCUUAAGCAUCAAAAUGACUUAACACCAGCUGGUCUUACAUUUUUCCAAUGUGCAUAUGAUAAUACGCUUAAAAAUUUUUAUCAUACGGUAUUAAAUAUGGAAAAUCCAUUAUUCGAAUACGAUUUUGUCAAACCUUAUUUAAAGCCUCCAGUAUGGUUUCCUAAAAGACAACCGUUCAAUAUAUACAUGGAUAGGUACAGAGAUGAAAAACAAAUCAACAAGGAGUAUUUAUUACGAAAAUUGAAAAAGCAGCAUCCAUUUAAAUUUCCUGAUCCAGCUCUCAAGUAUCCGAAUGCGCAUGCAAUCGAUCAAAACUUACCAUCCUGGCUAAAAACGGAAAUGGUAAAUGAACGUCUAGGGCUUGGUCGUAUAAAAAAUUAUGAAUGAAUACAUUUUUAAAUUAUUAU